AUGCAUUGCACUCUUGGAUCCCGCGUUCGAGCUGCGCUAGCUCCUGUUGGUGCUCUGGCAGCGGCUGGUGGCGCGCUUUCAGCUCCUGUUAGCGCACUAGCUGCUGCUGCCGGCGCGCUAGGAGCUAUUGGUGGUGCGCUAGUAGCUGCUGCUGGCGCAUGCUUGCUGGCGGGUGGCCCUACGGGUAGGGCGUACGCGCUGGUGCGCGUGGUUGUGCGCGCUUGUCCGUGCUGCAGCGCGCGCGAGUGCGUGCUGGUGUGCGCGCUGGUGCGGGCUGCAGUGCGCGCUGCUGAUUCGCGUCCUGCUGUGGCACGGGCUGCUGUUACGUGCCCUGCUGUGGUGCGCGGUGCUGCUGCUGUGCGUGCUAUAGCGCGCGCUACUACGGUGCGUUCUGCAGGGGCGCGCUAUGCUGGCGGCGCGCGCUGCUGUUACGCACCCGCUGUGGCGCGCGCUGCUGCUAAGCGCGACGGGCUCUACGGGGCAAUGGGCGACCUAAGACGCGACGGGCUGCACGGGGCGACGAGCAGCCUAUGUGUUGGUUGGCUGGACGGCUGGCUGGCUGGCUAA
Molecule: messenger RNA, 567 nt
Organism: Closterium sp. Naga37s-1
Lineage: Eukaryota; Viridiplantae; Streptophyta; Zygnematophyceae; Desmidiales; Closteriaceae
Source: the annotation of a GenBank genome assembly